UCUCCUCACACUUCACUUCAACGUAUACCCAUUUCUCCAUUCUCCGACAAAAAAACCGGCCAAGACACAACAAACAAAUUCACUGUCUUGUCGUGGUUUUUCCUUAAAAAUGCCUUGCCUUAAAUCCUCCACCACUCUGAUCGCCAAAUGGACUGUUUUUCCGGCGGAAAAAUCCACCCUCCCCGACCUCAAACUUUCCGUUUCCGAUCUCCCUAUGCUCUCUACGCAUUAUAUUCAGAAAGGCGGCCUUUUCACUCGCCCGCCGUUCUCGAUUUCCCAUUUAAUUUCUUUGCUGAAAAAGAGCCUUUCGCAGACGCUUACUAAUUUCCCGCCGCUCGCCGGCAGGCUGGUGACGGACUCGGAGGGAUACGUUUACGUGGCGUGUAAUGACGCCGGCGCGGAUUUUGUCCACGCCGGCGCUACGGACGUUUACGUACGGGACGUCAUUGGAGGGGUGGAUGUGCCGGAGGAGGUGACGGAGUUUUUUCCGUUUGAUCGGACGGUGAGCUUUCAGGGGCAUUUUCGUCCGAUUUUAGGAGUUCAGGUGACGGAGCUGGCUGACGGCGUGUUUAUUGGCUGCGCCGUUAAUCACGCCGUGGCUGACGGAACCUCUUUCUGGAAUUUCUUCAAUACUUUCGCGGAGGUUACGAGAGGCGUUAAGAGGAUUACGAGGCAACCGGAGUUUAGCCGGAACUCGGUUUUGAUCUCGCCGGCGGUUCUGAAACUCCCUGCCGGCGGGCCAAAGGUCACUUUUGCCCUCGACGCGCCGUUGAGGGAACGGAUUUUCAGCUUUAGCCGGGAAUCGAUACUGAAGCUGAAAGCCAAGACGAAUAGUCAGAAAUUUGACGUUAACGGCGGAAUUGACGUCGUUGAGUUAAUGGGGAAAGAAAGCAACGACCCCUUGAAAAUAUCUAACGGAAAGGUGACGCCGUUAAACUGGAUUAUCAAUACCGUUACAAAACCCGAGAAACCCGGUGAGGAGAUUUCGUCGUUUCAGUCUCUCUGCGCUUUACUAUGGCGAGCGGUGACACGUGCGAGGCACCUGCCGCCUUCCAAAACGACGACGUUUCGUAUGGCCGUGAACUGCCGCCACCGGCUCGACCCGAAACUCGACCCGCUCUACUUCGGCAACGCGAUACAGAGCAUUCCGACGUACGCCCCCGCCGGCGACGUCCUGUCACGUGACCUCCGGUGGUGCGCCGAGCAACUAAACAAAAACGUGAAAUCCCACGAUGACGUCAUGGUCCGAAAUUACGUCGGGGCAUGGGAAUCCGACCCGCGGUGUUUUCCGUUGGGUAAUUUCGACGGCGCCAUGCUCACGAUGGGCAGCUCGCCGAGAUUCCCAAUGUACGACAACGAUUUCGGAUGGGGCCGACCCCUCGCCGUGCGGAGCGGGCGGGCCAACAAGUUCGACGGCAAGAUUUCGGCUUUUCCCGGCCGGGAAGGCGGCGGGACGGUGGAUUUGGAGGUGAUUUUGACGCCGGAAACAAUGGCGGGGCUGGAGUCCGACCCGGAAUUCAUGCAAUAUGUAUCGGGUUAUUAAAACGGGUUUGGGAAUAAAUUAAAAACAACAAGAUAGUUUGUUUUAUUGUUGGGUCUUACUCUAAUGGGAUACUUAAAAAGUUAUUAAUUUUUAGCUUUAUUAUAUGUAAUGUAAGUAACAACAAAAUGUCAAUGAUGUUCAUUAACGCUUUUGUCAUUA
Ipomoea triloba (trilobed morning glory) is the source of this 1702-nucleotide messenger RNA. RefSeq lists its product as uncharacterized. The transcript has a single exon. The record is from RefSeq and is a predicted model, not a curated record. The coding region runs from base 110 to 1543 and encodes 477 amino acids. Lineage: Eukaryota; Viridiplantae; Streptophyta; Magnoliopsida; Solanales; Convolvulaceae.